This is a messenger RNA of Sphaerodactylus townsendi, 2287 nucleotides long. RefSeq names its product adhesion G protein-coupled receptor B1-like. The record is from RefSeq and is a predicted model, not a curated record. The transcript is spliced from 7 exons. Gene Ontology annotation, cellular component: plasma membrane. The coding region runs from base 866 to 2287 and encodes 473 amino acids. NCBI's taxonomy places the organism in Eukaryota, Metazoa, Chordata, Lepidosauria, Squamata, Sphaerodactylidae. Gene Ontology annotation, molecular function: G protein-coupled receptor activity.
CUUAUAAAAAGCCUGAUGUAAUUCUUAACGCGGCCUCUGGCUACGCGGAGCCCAGACUAGUUACAACAACCCGGGAGGACGGAGCGAGCCGGAGGGAAAGGGACCCGAGACCCCCGAAGCCCAAACCCCGAGGCGAGGAAGGAGGAGGAAGAGUCGGGGAAGGAGCAGAGAGGGUCGCGGUGGAUACAGACUCCGGCUCCCCUCGGGAUCGAGACGGCUGGCGGUCCCUUGGACCGUUGGGUUUUGCCCAGAAGAUGCGUUUCGCCUGGUGGAUCUAAUAAUCUCUCUCUCUCCUGGCUGCUUUUCCACUGCGUUUGCUCUCCGGCGAGGGGAUCGGAUCUCUCCCCCCACCCCCCCUUCAAGGAAUCCUUCCUCAGCUCCAAUAUUGGUCUUCUCGUCCAGCCUUUUUCAUAUUUUUAUUCGGGCUAAGAGAAAGGGGGUCCUUGGGGAAGGGGGUGCGCUUUGGAUUGGGGGGGCGCGAGCAAAGUUUUCUCCCCCCCCCUUUAUUUCAGAAGAGAGAGGGGGUGGGCAGGCGAAGGCGACAGAUUUCUCUCGGCCCCCACCUCCCCGCCUCUGCAAUCCUCGGACUCUAGGCUCGCUGGCAAUUUUCUUACUUCUGGAUUUCUGGAUGGCUUCCAUUUGGGAUUGGACUCAGCCGGGGAGCCGGAUAUAAUAACUUGGGGGGAUUCGGAAAGGUGAUACCUGCCUCGGCCACCAGGAGGAGCCCAACUCACGAGAUGGGAAGGCUGGCCUGAGCUCACCUGAGGCACCUGGAGCAAGAACUCUCUCCCCUCCUUCCUGUUAUGUCCCAGAUCGGCCCGCUUCCUGGCAAUCGCAGUGAGUUCCAAAGGACCAGGGACCUAGGAUGAGGAGGAGAACCGGAUUUUCCUUGAACUUGCUAUUCCUAGUGCCACUUCUCGUUGCGCAGACCGGGGUGGCCCUCGACCUGGGACAGUCUUCGUGCACCACUCUGGUCCAGGGCAAAUUCUUUGGGUAUUUCUCCUCCUUGGCCGUCUUCCCGUUGAACACUUCCCGCUGCUCUUGGAUUAUCCAGAACCCGGACCCCAGGAGGUACACCCUGUACAUGAAGGUGCUGAAGCCGGCGGGCGCAUGCGACCGCCAGCAGAUCCGCACCUACCAGUUUGACUCGUUCUUGGAGUCCACGCGGACCUACCUGGGCAUGGAGAGCUUUGACGACGUCCUGAACCUCUACGACAGCUCCACCCGCUACGCCUUCCUCCAGUCCAACAAGCAGUUCCUCCAGAUGAAACAGACCGCCACCGCCGCCGCCACGGAGAGCGGGCGUGGCCGGUGGAAGCCGGCCAAGGCUCAGGACCGGGACUUCUCCGUGGAAUACCUGGUGGUUGGCAACCGGAACCCCAGCAAAGCGGCCUGCCAGAUGUUGUGCAAGUGGUUGGACACCUGCCUGGCCACCAGCAGCAGCUUCCACCCUUGCGGCAUCAUGCAGACGCCGUGCUCUUGCGCCAGCGGGGAGGUUCUGGAGCAGCCCAGCGAGAUCCUGGGCUUGCCCAAGAAGAAGGACUGCUUUAAGGAUGGGAUUUACUUGGAGAACUGCGUGAGCAGCCCGAAGGACGGCGAGGUGCUGAAUUUUUUGGGUGGUUGGACGCCUUGGUCGGCCUGGGGAGAAUGCACCCGGGACUGCGGGGGAGGCCUCCAGACCCGCACCCGCUCCUGCCAACCUCUCCCCGAUGACAGCCUGGUUUGCGAGGGAGUCGUCGAGGAAGGCCGGCUUUGCAACAGGAAAGCCUGCAAUCCCAACGCACACUACAAUUCCCGAAGCCAAUCGCUGAGGUCCACAGAUAACCGUAAGUGGGAUGAUGCGGAUGAACUACAGCAAUUCGGCUACCCUGCUCCUCAAAUAGGUGAUCCGGCUGCUGAGGAGUGGUCCCCCUGGAGCAUGUGUUCGACCACCUGCGGGGAGGGCUGGCAGACUAGGACCAGAUUCUGUGUCUCGUAUUCCUACAGCACCCAAUGCAGCGGGCCCCUCCGGGAGCAGCGGCAAUGCAACAAUUCCGCAGUCUGUCCAGUCCACGGGACGUGGGACGAGUGGUCCCCGUGGAGCCUCUGUUCUUCGACGUGCGGGCGAGGGUACAGGGACCGCACCCGCACCUGCAAGCCCCCUCAGUUCGGCGGCAAUCCAUGCGAAGGACCUGAGAAACAAACCAAAUUCUGCAACAUCGCCCUUUGCCCCGAGAACAGCAGGAAGCUCCGGGGGACGGGGGAGGGGCACCCUGUGCGCUCUGCAGCUCAGGCCCGCCCCAGCUGA